UGACCGGGGCCGCUCACAGUGUUUCCUGCUAGCUCGCGCUAGCUAGCUCCGCUCUGCUGCAGCUCCAGGGUUUGUUGUGGUUCUUCUUUUUGGACCACCGGCGUCUGGCGGAACCUGCCGCCCGGGAUUCGGCUCUCUCUCCCCGGCUGCGAGCCGCCGCCGCGCCCCGCUGACCCCCGCCGCCAGCCCGCGGAGCUAAACCAGCGGCUCCCCGCGGGACGCUCAGCCCGCUCCCCCUCGCUCGGCGUCGGGCUGCCGGACCCGGGAGCCACCGGGACAUGGAGCCGGGGAUGAACUGACAGAUUACAGGUACUUCUACCAGGGCCAUGAUGGAGAACCAGGAGCAGAACCAGGACCCGAACCAGGCCCAGAACAACAACAACAACAACAUGGGGCCCGGGCCCCGCCCCCCCCGGAACCCCAACCCCCCAACCCCAACCCCAACCAGAACCAGAACCAGAACCCUCUGAUCAAUGUGCGGGACCGCCUCUUCCACGCCUUGUUUUUCAAGAUGGCCGUCACCUACGCCCGCCUCUUCCCCCCCGCCGGCCGCCGCCUGCUGGAGUUCUUCGUGCUGCUCAAGGCCCUGCUGGUCCUCUUCAUCCUGGCCUACAUCCACAUGGCCUUCUCUCGCUCGCCCAUCGACUGCCUGGCGGCGGUGAGAGAGCGCUGGCCCCGGGACGGAGUGCUGCGGGUGGAGAUCCAGCGCAGCCAAUCGGGGGCUGGGGCCCCGCCGCAGGCCCCGCCCACCUUCAGCAGCAGCAGCAGUGGUAGUGGUGGAGGAGGAGGAGGCCAGGAGGAGGCGGGGCCGGGGCCGGGGGCGGGGCUGCCGGCCGAGGAGGGGGAGGAGCCGGAGGAGGAGGAGGAGGAGAUGAGCCUGGACAUGUUCAGCAACAGCUCCGUGCAGUUCGAGCUGGACCUGGAGCCCCGCCUCAAGCCGGCUGUGAUUGGAGGAGGAGGAGGAGCAGGGGGCGGAGCCAACAGCAGCCAGGACGUGUCCUUCACUCAGAGCGCCAAAGCCUGGCCCCAGGAGGAGUACAUGGUGGAGUACUCUCUGGAGUACGGCUUCCUGCGGCUUUCCCAGAAUACCCGGCAGCGGCUCCGCAUCCCCGUCAUGGUGGUCACGCUGGACCCGGCGCGGGACGCCUGCUUCGGCGACGGCUUCAGCCGCUUCCUGCUGGACGAGUUCCUGGGCUACGACGACAUCCUGAUGUCCAGCGUCAAGGCGCUGGCCGAGAACGAGGAGAACAAGGGUAACGGCUAGCCGCUAGCGGCUAGCGCUAACAGUCACAAGCCGCUAGCGGCUAGCGCAAGCAGUCACAAGCCGCUAGCGGCUAGCGCUAGCAGUCACAAGCCGCUUGCGGCUAGCGCUAGCAGUCACAAGCCGCUAGCGGCUAGCGCUAACUGUCACAAGCCGCUAGCGGCUCGCGCUAGCAGUCACAAGCCGCUAGCGGCUAGCGCUAACAGUCACAAGCCGCUAGCGGCUAGCGCUAACAGUCACAAGCCGCUAGCGGCUAGCGCUAACAGUCAUUAGCC
Molecule: messenger RNA, 1536 nt
Organism: Salarias fasciatus (jewelled blenny)
Lineage: Eukaryota; Metazoa; Chordata; Actinopteri; Blenniiformes; Blenniidae
Gene: tmem259
Product: transmembrane protein 259
Exons: 6
Coding region: 512-1264 (250 amino acids)
Biological process (GO): response to endoplasmic reticulum stress; positive regulation of ERAD pathway
Cellular component (GO): endoplasmic reticulum
Source: RefSeq, a predicted model, not a curated record